AUGCAACGCAACGUCGCGCGAAAGGUUAUGCUCCUGCAGGCAGCGCAUAAUGUCCUAGGACUUAGGUAUCUAGGUACGGUCUACACCGGUGGUUCUACGUCGAGAACGCUCUCUCAUAGCCUCAACCAUGUGCCCCCGCAUACGCCAACUCGUGCCGUCACGGUUGGCAGCCAGCUGUAUCGCUUCACCAUUACGGGUCCGUCGUGCGACAAUGCCUUCACUUUGAUGAACACCAACGCUGGGGCCAGCGGCAGUCUGGGCGCGUUGCCGCACAUCCACCAGGCGCAUUACGAGAACUUCCUCAACUUCAAGGUUAUACAAUACGAGAAUGAGACACUGAUCGACGAUCGCUCUGGACAGGGACUUGUUCUACGCCCUCGGCAAGACCUACACCUCGGACGCGAACACACCAUACGUACCGCAAGCCGUCAACGACUCGUCUACCUCCGGUCCCCGCGCCAGCGAGAUUUCCAGCCUAGAGCGCUUCGACGUCUGUCCGGACGAGCCCUAAUCCAUCGCGAACAACUACGGCCCAAAUACCUCAAUUCAGAGCUCGGCGCAUACCAGAUCGCGCAGCCACUCAUCACCCCUAGCCAGGCGCGGGACACCAAUUUUAAGUUGUCGACCGUCAUAUGUGCCGGCAGAAGGACACGGCCGACCUGGAGCGAUUGGGACAUACGGGCUGCAAGGCUGGAGAUGGGCGAUGUGGCGUUUAUCCCUCGUCGCGAGCCAUAUCAACAUUGGACGGAGGCGUCGCACGCCAAGGUUGUGUAUGUGAGCAGCGGUAAGGAGGGCGCAGGCCAGCGGUUGAUUACGGGCGGAAAGGCGGAAUUGUCCCACGUUUCCAAAGUAUAG
Aspergillus terreus NIH2624 is the source of this 855-nucleotide messenger RNA. Its product is annotated as quercetin 2,3-dioxygenase. The coding region runs from base 1 to 855 and encodes 284 amino acids. The record is from RefSeq and is a predicted model, not a curated record. The transcript has 4 exons. Lineage: Eukaryota; Fungi; Ascomycota; Eurotiomycetes; Eurotiales; Aspergillaceae.